AUGGGUGACGCAGACAUCAAGGCCAGCCAGUGGAGACUCGUCGAGGUCGGCCGUGUCGUCCUCUUCAGCACCGGUCCCUACGCUCAGAAGCUUGCCGCUGUUGUCGAGAUCAUCGACCACAAGCGCACAGUCAGCAAGAGCGCCAGGCUGACAGUGUAUGAAAUANNGGUCCUUGUUGAGGGUCCUUCCUCCGACUCCAAGGCUGCCGUCCCCCGCCACUCCGCCUCUCUCUCCGACCUCUCUUUGACCCCCAUCGUCAUUGAGAAGCUUCCUCGCGCCGCCGGCCACACCGCCCUCAAGGCUCUCUGGGAGAAGGUUGGUGUCGACAGCAAGUGGAACAACAGCGCCUGGGCCAAGAACCGCGAGCGCUCCGUCAAGCGCAAGCAGCUCACCGACUUCGAGCGCUUCAAGGUUAUGCGCCUGAGAAAGCAGGCCCGCUUCGAGGUCCGCAAGCAGUUCGCCGCUGCCCGUGCCCAGUCCGCCAAGGCAUAG
Molecule: messenger RNA, 492 nt
Organism: Aureobasidium musti
Lineage: Eukaryota; Fungi; Ascomycota; Dothideomycetes; Dothideales; Saccotheciaceae
Source: the annotation of a GenBank genome assembly